Molecule: messenger RNA, 1407 nt
Organism: Soboliphyme baturini
Lineage: Eukaryota; Metazoa; Nematoda; Enoplea; Dioctophymatida; Soboliphymatidae
Source: the annotation of a GenBank genome assembly
UUUAAUUUUUACGGCUUUUAACUCCUGCAGCAUGAUACAGGUAACAGAUGUUGUGUGUAGUAAGUUUCUUUUUUAUCUUUAGGAAGUGGUCCUCUCAAGUCUGUCAGCAAACAAUGGGAGCGGCGUUGUCGUCGGCAGCCAUGCCGGAUACUAUAGUCUCAGCAUCAUCUAUUUCGUGUUGACGUUGUGCAACUUGAUCACGCCCGUAUUCAUCCGCUACCUGACCGGAAAAUGGUCCAUGAUAGGCCUGACUUUUACUUUACGUUUAGUAAUCUGGGUGGGACAAGGCAACUACCUGACUCUCUGUUCUGACCAAUCUACUAUUGGUCGAAAUUCCGGCAUCGUCUGGGCACUGCUGCAGUGUAGCCUUCCAUUUGGUGGCAUCUUUCUGUAUACGCAAUUUCGGCAGAAUUCUGAAUCCAUUCCUGUAUCAACGAUUAAACUGGUGUACAUAUGCUUCAUAACUAUAGCUUUGGUUGGAACGCUCAUUUUGGCAUUACUAAAGCCACUCAAGAGGAUUGCCGACGGCUCUGAGUCAGAGCAGCCAAUAAUUGUCGAAUCUGAUUCCGUUGUUUCUGCCGUCGAUGGUGCUUCUCUAAAAAAUGGGGAAGAAAUGCACUCAGGCUUGCAGGAAUUGGGUUUCUUGCUUACCUUUUGGUCUGGCAUUUACGGCACCAGCUUAGCGUAUACUUUGAAUUUUGCGGUGAAAACGCAGGGCCUACUGGCAUUGAACGCGAUUUUUAUUGGUUUGGGUGAAACUUUCGGUGGUUCAGUCUUCGGCUUGUUCGGUAAACAGCUUGUGCACAAUCGUAACACCGUCAUCAUUCUUGGAAUCAUCACGAACUACGUAUAUUCAAUUCUUGGUGCUUAUUAUGCGAAGGACAGUUCCAAAUCCUUUGCACUGUACAAAUUUUUCCAGUCUCUUGCUGCUGCGGCUGGCUUUUAUUAUGACAUUAUGGCUGUUACUGCUGUGAAUGACAGCGGAUUUGGCGAUACAGAGCUAUUGCAAGAUGACGAUGAGGAUUUGGACGAAACAUUGCUGGAACGUAUCCAGGGCCUUUGUGAGAUGUUUCCUGAAAGUUUCCGUAAUGUCUUCGGAUUUGCGAUUAGCAGCGGCAUUGGACUGUCGAAAUCAUUAUUCUUCUUGACAAGAAAGAUCCUGUGGAUUACCACCACUUCAGCCACUGUGAUAUUGCUGCCGUUUUUGUUCGUGAAGGAGAUCUCAGAAGUGGAACAGAUGCAGUUACAGCAGCAGCGACAGAUAUUAUUUGGUCCUAGUCAAGCACUGGCCAGCGGCAGUCACGCGGGAAUUGGUGGCCUCGCAGGUGGUAGGGCAGAUCUGUUUACGAUAUCCCACAACAUUAUGUUUACGGUAAAUUCUAGUAAAAGUCGCUACACCUAUUAGUA